GAAUUUUUGUAUAAAGCUCGUGACAUUUUGCGAGAUGCUGUUGGAAAUAUGUAUCUGAAUGAUAAAUCAACUGGUUCAGUGGUUGGACAACAGCCUUUCGGUGGAGCACGCAUGAGUGGAACAAACGACAAAGCUGGUGGCCCACAUUAUGCACUACGCUGGACUUCACCACUUUGCAUCAAGGAAACAUCGGUCCCCCAAACCGAAUGGAGAUAUCCUUCGAUGGAUUGA
This is a messenger RNA of Gongylonema pulchrum, 231 nucleotides long. The record is from the annotation of a GenBank genome assembly. NCBI's taxonomy places the organism in Eukaryota, Metazoa, Nematoda, Chromadorea, Rhabditida, Gongylonematidae.